Trichosporon asahii var. asahii CBS 2479 is the source of this 978-nucleotide messenger RNA. RefSeq lists its product as uncharacterized. Gene Ontology annotation, molecular function: D-amino-acid oxidase activity; FAD binding. The record is from RefSeq and is a predicted model, not a curated record. The transcript is spliced from 2 exons. Bases 1 to 978 code for a protein of 325 amino acids. Lineage: Eukaryota; Fungi; Basidiomycota; Tremellomycetes; Trichosporonales; Trichosporonaceae.
AUGGCUGAGAAGAAUCUUGCGCCCUACGACGUCGUCGUUAUCGGUGCUGGCGUGCUCGGGCUCAGCACGGCUGUCCAGCUGUCCGAAUCCGGUCUCCGCGUUGCCGUCCUGGCGCGUGAACUGCCCUCGGACCUGCAGUCCUCGCAGUGGGCGUCGCCAUGGGCCGGCGCCAACUGGUCCUCCUUCGCCUCCAACCCUCAGGAGAAGCGCCGGGACACGGCCACGUUCGAGUACUUUGACCGCCUGGCCAAGAGCAACCCCGAAAUCGUCGUGAAGCGGCCCUUCAAGUAUAUCUGGAACCGCGAUGCGGGCUACUCGUCCCCGUGGUACCGCGACGUCGUGGGAAACUUUAGGCCGCUGAAGGACGACGAGAAAGUGCCCGGUUUCAGCGGCGGGGUGCACUUUGAGUCGUUCACGCUCAACCCGCACCGCCUCCUUCAGCUUUACGAGGAGAAGCUGCGCGCGCGCGGCGUGCCGCUCAUCAAGGUCCGGCUCAACAGUCUCGCCGACGCAUUCAAGUGGAACGCGCGCCUCGUCGUGAACGCGAGCGGACUGGGGGCCCGCGCCCUCCUCGGCGUCGAGGACGCGAAGGUCUUCCCGGACCGCGGACAGACGGUGCUCGUCCGCGCUCCCUCCGUCAACACGUGCUUUGGCGUCCGCGACCUCAACAACAAGCCCGGCGAGGCGACGUACAUCAUCCCCCGGCCGGGUAGCGGGGGGUGCGUCGUGGUCGGAGGCACGAAUCUGAAGGGCGAGACGGACGUCCUGCCCCGCAAGGAAACCGCCGAGCGGAUCCUCGAGAAGGCGUUCAAGAUUUGUCCCCUGCUCGCUGAGGGCGGCAAGAGCUGGCGGGAUAUCCAGAUCGUUUCGCACAACGUCGGACUCAGGCCGUGUCGCGAGGGCGGACUCAGGCUCGAGCUCGAAGAGGUUGACCUGAAGGGUGAGAAGGACUUGCUUGCCGAGGGAACCAAGGAGUAG